CAGACAACGUGUUUUGACAAAGUUAAAAGUUUUGACCGUGAUAAAAAUGACGAGCCUUACAAUUAUUUAAUAAAAUAGUUUUAAAAGUGUUAUUCGUAAAUAUGACUGUGUGGCAAAAACUGGAAAAUGAGGAAUGUUACGCUGUUGCUCUCUACAACUACAGUACGACGAAGACAAACCACCUACACCUGGAGGUUGGUGAGCUAGUGCACAUCGAGGGGCAGUGCAAACAUUGGUACCAUGGCAAGAGUCUGCGGAGGGACGCGCGGGGGAUCUUCCCGAAAAGUUAUGUGGUGAUACGCGAGUGCCAUGUUGAGAGAUGUGGCGAAACGGUGGUUGCAUCUGCGGGGGGCGGGGGCGUAGUACACGAUAUUGCGAUCACGUUGAGAGAAUGGCUCCAACAUUGGAAAGCAUUAUAUACGAAAAACGAUGAACGCUUCAAGUUCAUGGAAGUCAGUAUGAGGGCUCUACUGGAGUUACGGGCUCAGGCCGCUUCAGGCGCUUUGCCGCAAGAUCAGUUGCGACGAGUCGCUAGAACUGCUGUGUUUACUAUUGAUAAGGGGAAUAGGACAUUAGGUAUGGAGUUAGCUGUAAGGACUAUGAGCGGGCAAUUGGUGGAUCCAUUGACAACUUCAACGUUCAAGUUGAAUGCACUACAUGACGAUGCUAAUUCGCGGAUUGACAAGAAUAUGGAGACAACACCAUCAAGCCGGCCAACAAGCCAAACGCCAACAGCGCGAACAUACACAGUAGUAGCAAAUGUUAAGAACUUCGUCUGUCGUAUGAGCGAUGUCGCGGAAUUAUCACUAGCGUUACACGAUUCCGCGGGAAAUAAAAUAACAGAGAGUGUCCUGUUAAAAUGGCCGCCGCAGAACUUAGCCGUGGAUCUAUUUACAGCGCCGUCUCUUGUUUUUACGGAUCUCGGCAGCGAUAUCAAGAAGGAGAAAAUAUUCCUUGUCUGUCAAGUUGUGAGGAUAGGUUCAAUGGAACCGCAAAACGUUGACCACAGACGCAGCACAAUAACAGGUGUGGUACAAACGACAAGUGCGGCGACAUUACGGAGGCCCUUCGGGGUUGCGCUCGCUGACGUCACACUGCAUCUGGCCAAUCAGCACGCUGAUAAGGAGAUACAGCUGCCGUUUUAUGCGUGUGACAAAGACAACAUGGAUUCUCUACUAAAGAAAGUGAUAUCGAACAGAGAUCUAAAGGAUCAGAAGCAUACGCAGGGACUGUGGGUGUAUUUGCAGAUGUUUGAAGGCGAUUUGAAACAGAUACGCCAAGAAAACCCGCACAUAGUGGUCGGCAACAGUGCGUUCGCGCGUAAAAUGGGUUUCCCCGAAGUAAUCCUCCCCGGGGACGCGCGGAACGAUCUGUACGUGACGCUCGUUAGUGGGACGUUCUCUAGGGGUGGGGGGAAGUCCUCCGAGAGGAAUAUAGAGCUCGUCGCCAGGGUUGUGGAUAAAAAUGGUCAGAUAAUACCGGGAGUUAUUUCAAUAGGAGCAGGAGUGCCACUAGUAAAUGAAUAUACGUCAAUUGUUUAUUAUCACGAUGACAGACCGAGAUGGCAAGAGGUGUUUAAGGUGUGUCUAAACAUCGAGGAGUUCAAAGAAGCACACAUAGUAUUCCUAUGCCGCCAUCGCAGUUCAAACGAAGCUAAAGAUAGAAGUGAGAGACACUUUGCUUUAGCGUACUUACGGCUCAUGCAACGGGAGGGAACCACUACACCGGACACUAACCACCAGCUGGCUGUAUAUAAGAUCGACCACAAGCGUUCACAAACGAGUGAAGUCGAAACCGAAGCAGCGGCCGCGUGUUUAGGGCUGCCAUCUCGUAGGGACGAGUUGCCGGCCGGGGCCGACAGAGGGCUGACAAGAGGGCCGCUGUCCUUGGUGCACAGGGACACACUCGUGGUGGGCACUAAGUUGUGUUCCACUAAACUUACUCAACGAGAGGAAAUACUGGGAGUACUAAAGUGGAGUACACACCACGCAGAGGGCACGCUUCGAGCGGCCCUCACUAGAUUGCUUCGUGUGCCAAACGAUGAAUUGGUUAAAUUCUUGCAAGAUAUAUUGGAUGCAUUGUUUUCUAUACUUACUCAGGUGGAAGAAGAUUGCACAGACUACACAGAACAAAGUUACGCAGUACUAGUGUUGGAUUGUCUCCUCGUGGUCAUUUCGUUAGUAGCAGAUCACAAAUACCAACACUUUCAGCCGGUUUUGCAUGUGUAUAUUGAGCAGAGCUUCUGUGACGCGCUUGCGUAUGAGAAACUCAUAUCCAUAAUGGUGUGGGCGAUCCGUUCGGCGGAAAACGGGGAACUUGCCUCGAAGAGAUUGCUGCAGUGUAUGAAAUGUCUGGAAAGUCUGGUGCGUGUGUUGGUGCGGUCGAGACAGUUGAGAGCUGCGUUGGGUUCGAGUGCCGGCCGGAUGGAGCAUUCCGCUACUUAUUGUCCACAGUUGGAGAGUCUUCUAGAAGCCCUAGUAUGGCUAAUGCGUUGCGGUGACCACGCGCUAACCUGCCAGGGCUCUGCACUAAAGUACCUGCCGCACGCCAUACCGCACAUGAUCAAGAUCUAUCCAGAUACUAAGCUUAGCGAAUUCACAGUAUGGGCACUGGAAGCGCUACCGCUAGGCCGUCUGUCCAACCAGCGACUGCACGCGCUACUGGAGCUAGUGCGCGGGCCGCUGGGAGCCAGUGCUGGCGCUAGAGCCGUGCUGCUGCCGCACUUGGCCAGUACGCUGCGGGCGCUGCUGAGGGCACCCGCUGAGUGGGAGCGCGAGGCGGCGAUAAAGUCGCGCUCGUUCAGCAAGGCGGCGCGGCUGCUCGGCGCCGACACCGCGCGGCUCGUCGACCACACGCAGCAGCAGCAGUUUGUCGAGUUAUGUGUGGAGACGUUAGGCGAAGUUGUAACACUACUGGGUCGAGAUGACGUCGGGCCUGUGGAGGCUGAUCGAGGAAUGUUAGCGAGAUCUCUUCUACCGACAGUACUGAAGAUAGCAGUCACUAUGAUGCCGGAGAGGAGGGAGGAUGGGAUAGCGAAUGAUGAUCCUUUAUUGCGGAAACUAAUCUGCGUACUCCUCGACAUGGUGCGCCAAAUGUCCGAAGAGCAAUACACCAUGGUGAUGAAGUCAGUAGAGGCGGAGAGUUCUGGCCGUUCGGAGAGUCUGGUGGUAGACGCGUUGGCACUGAUGACGUCACUGCUCACGCGGCCGGUGUUCAGACCGCACUGGGCGGACAUGCUGCACCUGCAGCACUAUGUGAUGAUGCACGCGCUGCGCCUAUUAGCAAGAAUGCUGCGCGACAAUCUUUCAGCUCUAGAACCAACCGACACAGACAGUAUGAGCAGCAUACACUCGACUCUAUCAGACUGGUUCAAUACGGUCGGUCUGGUAGCGUCGUCAUCGCCUCUACAAUUGGAGAGUCUACCAGCGGCGAGGAAACAUAGAGCAUUAAUGCUCUAUGGUGAUAUAAGGAGAAGUGCCGCUACAUUAGCAGCGGAAAUGUGGCAUAGCCUUGGUGACCAUAAGCGAUAUUUCAUUCCACAACUAGUUGGCACAUUCUUAGAAGUUAGUUUUCUCAACGACGAUGAAGUACGAAAUAUCAUUAUUCCGCUCUUCUUUGACAUGAUGCAGACGGAAUUCAAUCAUACUCAAGAGACUUACGGUGAAGGCAAUCUACGUACAUUCGAGAACGAACUAAUCGACAAGCUAGACGUGCUAGCCGAAGCCGGUAGAGGCGAUGCCGCGUGGCGAGCUCGUUUCGUCUCUAUAUGCGGAGCUCUAUGUGCCAACUGUCCGAGUCUAAGAAAUGCUGGGGCAACUCUAGUAGCGGCGGCUGCGAGGCAAUUGGACGCUCUAUUGCAGUAUAGAGCUGCGCCCACUUCGCACAGAAUGUAUCUUAUCACGAGUGUGCUAAAGUUCUAUGAACAGAUAGAGCGCCCGCACAUGUAUAUACGCUACGUGCACCGUCUGUGCGCGAUGCACCGAGCGGCGGGGCAGUGCGCGGAGGCGGGGCUGACGCUGCGGCUGCACGGCAAGCUGCUGCAGUGGGCGCACAGCCCGCUGCCGCCGCGCCUGCAGCACCCCGCGCAGCGACACCACACGCACCUGGCGCUCAAGGUGCGCACACACAUACACACAUACACCGAGCAGGCGGGGCUGACGCUGCGGCUGCACGGCAAGCUGCUGCAGUGGGCGCACAGCCCGCUGCCGCCGCGCCUGCAGCACCCCGCGCAGCGACACCACACGCACCUGGCGCUCAAGGUGCGCACACACAUACACACAUACACCGAGCAGGCGGGGCUGACGCUGCGGCUGCACGGCAAGCUGCUGCAGUGGGCGCACAGCCCGCUGCCGCCGCGCCUGCAGCACCCCGCGCAGCGACACCACACGCACCUGGCGCUCAAGAUAUACCUCUACGAAGAAAUGGCGCGUCUCUUAGAGUCCGGGCGGCAAUGGGAAGCCGCGGUCGAAGUGGUCAAGGAAUUGGUCCAAGUUCACGAACAAACAGCAUUAGAUUAUACAGCACUAGCGGAUUUACACGAGUCUUUGGCGUCGCUGUAUAGAGCUACAUUGCACCAGACUAGGUUGCCGAAUUCGUACUUUAGGGUCCGGUAUUUGGGUAAAGGGUUCCCGCCGCAUCUGUUAAAUUCUAAGGGUUUCGUAUAUCGAGGUAACGAGUGUGACAUGUUACACAAUUUCAAAGAGAGAAUGUUGGAUGAAUGGCCGGAGGCUGAAGUUUUAUUAAAAUUGGACGAGCCGGGAGAGGACAUCACGGAGUCAGAUGGACAAUAUUUACAAAUAAACGCGGUAACGCCAGUGAUCUCGGAAAAAUGGGCACACCUCGCUGACAAACAGAUUGACGAACGAAUAUUGCAGUAUUACGAGAACAAUAACGUCAAUAAGUUUAUUUAUUCCCGACCUAUACAUAGGAAUGAAGACGCAAUAAACGUUUCUAGUAAUGAUGUAUCGGGAACUAAUGAAUUUGCUACUAGAUGGUUGGAGAGGACUGAACUGGAGAUUAGUGAUCCUUUACCUGGAAUACUAAGAUGGUUUCCGGUAGUAGAUUCACGGACAUAUUUAAUAUCACCGCUCGAAGUGGCCGUAGAAACUAUGUCCAAUACAAAUAGGCAAUUGAAACGGGUCAUACUUGAGUCAAAAUCACCUAAUGUGAUACUACACCCGCUUACUAUGAGGCUACAAGGUAUCCUAGACCCACGUGUUCAAGGCGGUCUAAUAAACUACGAACGUGCGUUCUUCACACCGCAGUACUCCACUCGGCACCCGGAACACGUGGAUCUGUUGCAGAGGCUGAAGGAUCUCAUUGCAGAACAAUUGCCGCUACUUAAAUUGGGUUUGGAAGUACACGCAUCUAGAGAACCAGAUAAGAAAAUGCACGCGUUACUCGUGGAGAGAUUCCACGAUCACCAACAAAAAGUGCAACAAGGCUUCGGUUUGAGGACGCUAGAAUUCGACGCGACAAGCGAAGCGUCCUCUGACGUUCAAUUGCGAGUGAACUCUCGUGACAGUACAGAUAUAGAGACACGCAGUUUGACGAACAACAGGAUAUCUGAUAUAUCUACGGGGACUGACACACCAUCGAAGUCGAAAUUCAUAUCAGCUAUUAAUUGGACAAGAAAUAGCAGUAGUGGAACUCUUACACCGAGGCAUAAGAAAAGAAGUAGGAAGAGCGAAGUAAGCAUUCAAUCGAGCGGAAGCCAAUGGUACACAACAGCAACAACAAACGGCGUCAAUAGUGCAAUCAACAGCGCAAUCAACACAGCCAUAGCUAGUGCGUUCAACAACAACAGUAUUAGUUCGUCGAGCCUCGAUACAACAGUGUCGCCGCUCAGAGAGUUGAGACAAGAGCUGGUGACGGAGCGUCCGCUCCGCGCGGACGUCGAGCGGCGACUGUCGCAGCGGACGAGUCUGGUGACGUCAUCCGAACCGCCGUCCAACCGGGACUCGCUAGGAACCACUGACUCAAACCAAGAUGAGGAAGAGCCGCCGCCGCUGCCGGUAAAACAAUCGCACAGAAGUCUAGAUCUAGACAGCGAGAAUAAUAACCUAGAAUCGAACCCGCUACCCACUAGAUAUAAUUACGAUCUAGUACUGUCACCGAGGAAUUCGUAUUUGUACCAAUCAAAAAGAAGGAAUACGUGUGAACUACCGCCGGCCAAUGAGAAAGCGCCUACACCACCGCCGAAGAAACGAAAUCAGACAAAUGCUUAAUUAUAUUAUUAUUUAUUUUUAUUGUGUGGUUGAAACAGUAAAUGUGAACUAAAGAUUAUUAUGUCAGGUUUUAUCUAAAGUUUUUUCGUGACAAUUAAAUUCAACUUAGGCUGGUUGCAGAGCUUGACCGACCAUCAGUGCGUACGUCAGUCGCGCUUGUCAUAUGUAUGGAAAUUCAUAAAACCGUUCAUAGCUAGACCGACCAUACGCGUAUUG
This is a messenger RNA of Colias croceus (clouded yellow), 6443 nucleotides long. It is a transcript of the gene mbc, whose product is annotated as dedicator of cytokinesis protein 1. Gene Ontology annotation, cellular component: plasma membrane; cytoplasm. Gene Ontology annotation, molecular function: guanyl-nucleotide exchange factor activity; small GTPase binding. The coding region runs from base 102 to 6227 and encodes 2041 amino acids. The record is from RefSeq and is a predicted model, not a curated record. Gene Ontology annotation, biological process: small GTPase-mediated signal transduction; cell migration. The transcript is spliced from 39 exons. Lineage: Eukaryota; Metazoa; Arthropoda; Insecta; Lepidoptera; Pieridae.